AUGCUGCUCGCCAUUCGAGGGUCUCCUCUCGCUGCCCGGUCGGCACCAAGCUCAAGAGGCCCUGGCAGGGCCGCCAGGCCAGCGCGAGGAUGCGCUCUGCGGCCGCUGGCCUGUGCUCGCCGCUCACACGCCCCCUGCGCGCCGGGCCCGUACACCGCCACCGGCCCUCACAGAGCCGUCCGGCCUUCGCCCGGACGCUGGGCCGCCGCCCGGGCACCGCGCCGCGCCCGCCCUCCACCCGGCCACCUCCUGUCCUCCCCGCCGCCCCCUUUCUUACCGGCAGGCUUGGCUGGGCGGAGGAAGCCGACUCGGGUCGACGGCCUCCCCCGCGCCCAGGAUCUCCGCCGCCGAGUCCUAGGGCUCCGGGCGUCUUGGGGUAAGCAAGAGUCCGUGCGAGGGAGGGGGAAGGGGAAAGACGCGGAGGGGAAGGGGAAGCCCCUGCCCGCGGCACCAACGCGCAAUCCCCUGCGAAGUGGAUCCAACAAUCAAUUCAUUAUUGAAGCACCAAGGGCGAGCGCAGCAAGAACUAGAAGUAACGAGUCGUCGCCGCCGCCGCCACCGUCGUCGCGCGCGCGCUCCCGCUCCCGCCGCUUAUCUGCCCCCGGCAGCCGCCAUGACGCCGAGAGAGCGAGCGAGCGCAACCGUCUUCGUCGUAGCCGCCGCCGCCACCGAGGUCGCCGUCGCCUCCGCCUCCCGCGCGACGUAAGCGCCUGUGCUCACUCCCCUUCCUGACCGAGCGCGAGAAGGGCGAGCGGGCGCGCGCGCGCACGCCAAACCCUUUCCUCUCGCGCGCGGGCGGAGGGAGGACGUUGAAGAGUCGUGGGCCUAGGAAAAAAGCGAUUGGUGCUGGGGCGGGCAAAGGGCAAGUGCGCGCACGCGCACGGAUGGGAGUGCGCACGCAGACUGCGCGGAGGGCGCCGGACUCUGGCUGCGGCUGUAGUUUGCUGAUCCUCGCUUGGGUACCCGCCCUUAGAGGCCCGGCGUUGAAUUCCGGGAAGUGGGAGCUGCAGGCUCGCUCCGUGCGGGUAUGGGCGCUAAUGUGACUCGGGAUGGUUGCGCAAGGACGUCGCCGCGGAGAAUGACAAGGAACCGGGGAGGAACGGGGGUGGGGAGAGACAGCAAUGGGACUUGGGAAGCCGCUGAAGGGCAGCACUGAAUAAGCCUAAAGGGCCCGGUCGCGCGAAGGGUCGGUGGCGCAGGCCUCGGCUGCGUCGGAUCGCCAGGCCGCAGGGCCUGGGCGGGGGCUGCUGCGUCACACAGGGCAACCUGGGAACGCCAAUUGUUGGCAACCGUGGUGGCCUCUCGCCACCUCUUAGGUCUGAGCGAUCUGCGACUGAUGCUCCCUCGAAGCUGAUGUCUCGCACGGGCGGGGCGCCUGAGGAGGAGAGAAAAUAGAGACCCGGUUGUUGACAGCCGGCUAGGCUGCUUCAUUCAUGUGUGGGUAGCCUAGUUUAGAAAUGUACUACCCUUUCUUUCUAGGUUCCUCCCCAGAGGGCGGGGUGAAGGGUGCUGCGCUGAAUCGCAACAAAAAACGCUUCUCGAGGGAUGUUAGUAACUGUCUCAGCUUAAUUUCGUGCCUUUUAGUUGACAGUUUCUAUCGUAACUGUAACUGUGGGCCUUAGUUAAAUACCUUCAAUGUGUUGGAUGGUAGUGUACUCACUUUACCCGGUUUUUUGAAAACAUUGUUUUUUAAAUCAAAAUUGUUUCACUUCGUUUUUUUCAGUCUGCAGAUCGACUUGACUCGCUCGAGGUUAAUGAUUUUUGUUUUUUUCUAUUUAUAGAGGCAGGGUUUUGCCGUGUUACUAGGUUGGUCUCAAACUCCUGAGCUCAAGCGAUCCACCUGCCUCUGUCUGCCAAAGUGCUGGAAUUACAGGUGUGAGCCACAGCACACAGCGGAGGUUAAUAAUUUUUAAAAGCUUCUAAUCCCAUUGUUAAGUUAAUGGAUUUGGUGUAAAGGCCCACUUUCUAACUCACAUGAGUUUGAUUGCAGUAAGUGCAUUCCCCAAAUAAUUAUUUUUCCUUUGUGGGAAAUAUUCCAGAAUUUUAGACUACCAGCUUGUUUAAACAGUUUGGUUUAAAGCCUUCAAAGAAAUGUCAAAACAUAACUCCACAUACGUAUUUACUACAUAUUGAAGGCUAUAUUUACCUGGAGGAGUAGGUGAAAGCAAACAGAUGCCCAUGGCCUUUUUGAAAACAUCUAUGAGCAAUAAUUGAAUAGCAAAACUACAUGGAACGCUGCCAUUCUUUGCAAUAUUAAAUAGCUUUAAUUCUGAGUUGUGAGGAAUAAUAAGAUCAUACAAAUCUUCAUUUCUGAAGUCCCUAAAGUUAUGAACUGAGUGCUAAUUUUUCAUAUUAAGCUUUAUGUAAAUAUCCUUAAUGAUAGGAACUUUCUAUGCCUCUAAUUUAUCCAGAGAAACUAACCAUUAACAUAUAACGACUGUUGUAAUCAGAAGUAUAGUUAAGUUAAUAAAGUCCUCAGUUACAAUUCUGA
Messenger RNA from Callithrix jacchus (white-tufted-ear marmoset), 2491 nucleotides. The record is from RefSeq and is a predicted model, not a curated record. Lineage: Eukaryota; Metazoa; Chordata; Mammalia; Primates; Cebidae.